CGUAUCUCUGGGCAACCAAACUGGUCUGGGAAGAAUAGUGCAACAUUCUGGGCUACAAACAAGCACACAAAGCAUUUCUUAAGAAAGGAUUGAUUCAGAAUGCCUCAGUUGGAAGGGGAGCAGCUGUCGGGGGCUCAGGAGCUGCAGGGGAGGCUGGCUUGGAUGGGUGUAGAGCGGAGACUGCUGGCGACACCACUAAGAGCUCCAGGGUCACAGUGGGAGAGGCUGCUCCCCCGGAGGGACCCCCAGGACGAGAAGACUGGGAACCACAUAUCUGCAGACCCUGGGGCCUUGGAAGUGGAUACAGGAGACCGUGCCCGAGAGCAAAAAGAGGAGGAGGUGGAAGAAGGGGAUGAGGAACGGCAGAAGCUGGAACCCCAACGGGCCUUUCGACAGCUUGAUCUGAGGCAGGUGCUGAUGAGGGAAUUCCCCGAAGAAAAAGACGUCCCCAGAACACACAGUCCUCAACUAUAUGGACAGGAGCAACAGGCAUGGUCACACUUUCAGUUCCGUGCUCAGAAUGGCCAGAAGGCUGCUGGCUCUAGGCCCAGUCACUGGAACCCCUGGCAGGAAUACCCAGAUGUGGCCAAUCAGAUUAUUGCGUUAGUUAUUGAACUUCAGCAGCUGAGAAGGGUCUGUCGGAAAGGAGGGUCACCUGACUCCCCUGAGGACAUGGAGGCCAGGGAUUGGCUGGAAAGAGCAGCACUGCUGAAGCACUGUGUGGGAAUUAUGGAGCACAACGAGGCCAGACUGGCUGCCCUCAGGAGAGAGGUUUCAGAAAUGAAGCAGGGAGGGGUCAUGGAUCAAGUGGCCUUCCAGAGGAAAGACCUGUAGAAAGCCAGCCCCAGAAAGCAGACGUGGAAACAUCACAUUAUGAAUGACAAGCCAGAAGGAGCAUAUCAACUACUGCACCUGAGUAACCAUCUUCGGAUGUAUGAUUGUUUGUCUGAAAUGUAAUUAAAUGUGACAAACUAAAAUGUCCCUUUAAAUCUAGUGUAUGGCUUUAAACUACAGUCUAUAUAAACUGCAUACAGGUAAACACUAUGCAAAUACAGACCCCAUUUCCAGAAGAGUUGAGAUAUUUUCUAAAAUGCCAUAAGAACAAAUAUCUGUGACUGGUUAAUUCAU
This is a messenger RNA of Paramormyrops kingsleyae, 1128 nucleotides long. RefSeq lists its product as uncharacterized. Lineage: Eukaryota; Metazoa; Chordata; Actinopteri; Osteoglossiformes; Mormyridae. The record is from RefSeq and is a predicted model, not a curated record.